AUGGACAGCACCUGCACAGCAGCAGGUAGCAGCAAGAUUCGAUGCUCCUUGAGUUUUACCAUGCUGCCCAAGGACAACAAUGAUGGGGACACCGGCCCUCAGUGUCUGUGCCUUGGCCCUGGGGCUGGGGGCAGGGAAGUUCCCAGCACAACAACGUGGAAGAAAAAUGCUGGAAAGUCUGCCAAGAAAGACAAAAAUACAGUGAACAAAUCUGGGAGCAAGGCCAAAAAGAAGAAGUGGAACAAAGGGAAAGUUUGGGACAAGCUCAAUAACCUAAUCUUGUUUGACAAAGCACCAUAUGAUAAAGUCUGUAUGGAAGUUUCCAACUACAAGUUUAUAACCCCAGCUAUUGUCUCUGAGCAACUGAAGAUCCACAGUUCCUUGGCCAGGGCAGCCCUUCAGGAACUCCUCAGUAAAGGACUUAUUAAACUAGUUUCAAACCACAGAGCUCAAGUAAUUUAUACCAGAAACACCAAAGGUGGGGAUGCCCCAGCUGUUGGUGAAGAUGCAUGAACCACAGGUCCCACCAGCUGUACAUUUUGAAAAAUAAAAUAUUAUUAAA
Phyllostomus discolor (pale spear-nosed bat) is the source of this 562-nucleotide messenger RNA. Its product is annotated as 40S ribosomal protein S25-like. The transcript is spliced from 3 exons. The coding region runs from base 1 to 513 and encodes 170 amino acids. Gene Ontology annotation, cellular component: cytosolic small ribosomal subunit. The record is from RefSeq and is a predicted model, not a curated record. Lineage: Eukaryota; Metazoa; Chordata; Mammalia; Chiroptera; Phyllostomidae. Gene Ontology annotation, molecular function: structural constituent of ribosome.